AUGGCAACAGCGGCGGUGGCGAGGCCGAGCUUGACCUCCAUCUCCUCCGGGGAGCUGCGCAGCCUGUGGACGUGCGACUGCGAGCUGGCCUUGCUGCCUCUGGCCCAGCUCCUUCGCCUGCAGCCCGGCACCUUCCAGCUUCGCGGGGACCAGCUGGCUGUGCUGGGCCAGGGCGAACACUCAGCUGUGCGCGGGGGCUUCAAUGUCUUCGGCGACGGCCUAGUACACCUAGAAGGCCAGCUCUACAGACUCAGCAGCUACAUCAAGAGGUAUGUGGAACUGACCAACUACUGCGACUAUAAAGACUACAGGGAAACAAUACUGAGCAAACCAAUGCUGUUCUUCAUCAACGUCCGGACCACAAAAGACACUCCUAAAGAAAAGACCUACGCCUUCCUUGUGAACACAAGGCAUCCCAGGAUAAGAAGACAGAUUGAGCAAGGGAUGGAUAUGGUCAUUUCAUCUGUCAUUGGAGAGAGCUACCGGCUCCAGUUUGAUUUUCAAGAUGUGGUGAAGAGUUUCUUCCCUCCAGGAAAUGAGGUGAUUAAUGGAGACAAUUUGAGCUUUGCCUUUGAAUUCAAAGCAGACGCGCUGUUUGAUUUCUUCUAUUGGUUCGGGCUCAGCAAUUCGACCGUGAAAGUGGACGGGAAGGUGUUGAACCUGUCCAGUUCAAGUCCAGAAAAGAAGGAGACUAUUAAAUUAUUUCUGGAGAAGAUGAGUGAGCCUUUAGUUCGAAGGAGCAGCUUCUCUGACCGCAAGUUCAGUGUCACCUCCAGAGGUUCCAUAGAUGACGUUUUCAACUGCAAUCUGUCGCCCAGAUCAUCUGUCACAGAGCCUCUUUUGGCAGAGCUGCCAUUUCCAAGUCUGCUGGAAGCGGAGGAGACGCCCAAUCAAUUUGUCUGA
Molecule: messenger RNA, 903 nt
Organism: Elephantulus edwardii (Cape elephant shrew)
Lineage: Eukaryota; Metazoa; Chordata; Mammalia; Macroscelidea; Macroscelididae
Gene: MEDAG
Product: mesenteric estrogen-dependent adipogenesis
Exons: 5
Coding region: 1-903 (300 amino acids)
Cellular component (GO): cytoplasm
Source: RefSeq, a predicted model, not a curated record